This is a messenger RNA of Babjeviella inositovora NRRL Y-12698, 1180 nucleotides long. RefSeq names its product riboflavin synthase (gene RIB5). The transcript has a single exon. The coding region runs from base 353 to 856 and encodes 167 amino acids. The record is from RefSeq and is a predicted model, not a curated record. Gene Ontology annotation, molecular function: riboflavin synthase activity. NCBI's taxonomy places the organism in Eukaryota, Fungi, Ascomycota, Pichiomycetes, Serinales. Gene Ontology annotation, biological process: riboflavin biosynthetic process.
ACCAUACUCCUCCUUAACAUAUAAUAUAACCAUACAGCGCACAUAAUGUUUACCGGAAUUGUCGAGCACAUUGGUAGUAUGUAUAAAUAUCGAGAUCUUGGCUGUAAUCUUCAGGUCUUACCUCCCUGGCCUAUGAAUCUCAGGUCUGAUCCAUAUCUAAUACUAACAUCCAGCCAUUUUGGAAUACAACACACUUGAUACCACUGCGACCGGUGGAAACGGCGUGACAUUGACAAUCGGCGACGCAGCGCCGGUGCUUGGCGACGUGCACCUCGGCGACUCCAUCGCGGUGAAUGGGGUGUGUCUCACGGUGACGGAGUUUGACGAUGCCAAGACCACAUUUAAGAUCGGAAUGGCACCAGAAACAUUGAGACGCUCCAACUUGGGCGAAUUAAAGACCGGGUCUAAGGUGAACUUGGAAAGAGCCAUUUCCGGAGAGGUCCGUUUUGGCGGCCAUUUCGUCCAGGGUCACGUUGACACCAUUGCCACGAUCGAGUCCAUCACGCCGGACGCCAACUCCUUGCGCUUCUCCUUCAAGAUGAGGGACGUGGAAAAUAUCAACUACGUUGUCGAAAAGGGCUUCAUCUCCUUGGAUGGGACGUCGCUCACUGUCACCGAGGUUGACUUUGACAAGGCCACCUUUGGCAUCAUGAUGGUCGCGUACACCCAGGAUAAGGUUGUAAUGGCGACUAAGAAGGUCGGCGAGACCAUCAACGUGGAGGUGGAUUUGACCGGUAAGUUGAUCGCGAGACAAAUUGAGGCGCUGAUGGCCCAGGAGUACGCGAAAGAGGAUAGUAAGUUAGGGCAGAUGAUCGAGCGCAUCGUCGAGAGGAAGUUGAAGGAUAUGAUGAAAUAGAUACUCAGAACUGUUAAUAGGUAUGAAAAAGAAAGAUUUUAAUUACAGUUGGAAAGCUAUGUGUACUAGGUAUGAGUGGAGAGUUGAGGAUUUAAACGCGAUAUUUUGUGAAAAGGUGGUAUUGUGCUUGAGGCGAGGAAUCGACAAGGACGGAAUCUGGUCUUAUGAGCAGUGCAGUGAUUAGCUAUGCAUUUUUAUUCCCCCCAAAGUACCAAUAUAUGUGCAAUUUGCCUUCAAAUCAAAUGUGAAAGAAUCCAAAAAUAACAAUAAAUACGGCAAGCUGUUAGAUAAAUUCCUAAAAUCAACCAAAACUAAAGAAGCUCA